UCGUAUUCAAUACAUAAUGUCUAUAUGCAUCGGUAGUGAAACAGUGAAUUAUUCGUUUGAUGCAAACACGUGAAUAUAAUGGAUUAUCCAGAACAUGGGGAGGUUUUAAAAGAUACAAGCAGAUGUGCUCAUCUUCGAGCUCAAUUAAAAUUAUGUCUACUUGAAACGGAUUGUUGUAAAAAAGAGAAAAUCACACCAAGAGAAUGCCUUCGAAGUAGACAUCCAAGUGUGCCAGAUGAAUGUUAUACCUAUAUGCAAACAUUAUUUGAUUGCAAGCAUUCUAUGUUGGACGGAAGAAGAAGAUUUCGAGGAAUAAAGGGUUAA
Molecule: messenger RNA, 324 nt
Organism: Polistes dominula (European paper wasp)
Lineage: Eukaryota; Metazoa; Arthropoda; Insecta; Hymenoptera; Vespidae
Product: cytochrome c oxidase assembly factor 5
Biological process (GO): mitochondrial respiratory chain complex IV assembly
Cellular component (GO): mitochondrion
Source: RefSeq, a predicted model, not a curated record